This is a messenger RNA of Thamnophis elegans (Western terrestrial garter snake), 8881 nucleotides long. It is a transcript of the gene FOXN2, whose product is annotated as forkhead box N2. Gene Ontology annotation, molecular function: DNA-binding transcription factor activity; cis-regulatory region sequence-specific DNA binding. The record is from RefSeq and is a predicted model, not a curated record. The transcript has 7 exons. Gene Ontology annotation, biological process: regulation of DNA-templated transcription. NCBI's taxonomy places the organism in Eukaryota, Metazoa, Chordata, Lepidosauria, Squamata, Natricidae. Gene Ontology annotation, cellular component: nucleus. Bases 668 to 1990 code for a protein of 440 amino acids.
GAGGGGGGGGGAGGAGACGAAGAAGAAGGUUAAGAAUUUCAGAGGAGCGACUUGAAAAAAGAGGGGUCGCUUUCCGCCAGCCGCGAAGUAGGGCUUCUUCCAGCCAGUUUUUGCAGAGGCCAGAGGUUGGGAGAAAGAAAGACUUUGGGUUGAUUGGCAGUUAGCAUUUUGCAUGGGGAGAGAUCGGCUCUGUCCGACGGUUCAAAUGGGACGCGGGGGAGAAGUGAAUUUAAAGGCAUGUGAACAGGCUUAGAAAAGCUUCUUUUCUGGAUGAAGGAGAACUGCUGGAGACGAUUUCUGCCUGUUGAUCGAAGAACGCGGAGACCAAAAGAGGGAAUAUCUUCCAAUAGCCUCGAAAUAACUGCUAAUGUCUGGACCUGCUGCGAGUUGUACUCCGGAGGCGUUGCGGCGUCUAUUCGAGGGAAGAGUUUUACAGCUUUCGAGAGUAGGCAGGCGGCGGCGGGUGGUGUUGAGUUUCCGUGACGGCUACCAAACUUUUCUCACGGACCACCAGUCAUCCAUGGACCACUGGUUGGUGACCUCUGCUGUAGAGUAUUAUCUGCCCAUUCUUGAAUUGGCAGGAAAGAAAAACUGAUUGCCACUUCAGCUCUGCCCACAUCACUUUCCUCCAACAUAAUGCAAAGCAAAGCAUUGCCUACAAGAUUAAAUGGGUCCAGUAACAGGAAUGACUCCGGAUAAGAAAGCUGAAACGCCAGGAGUAGAGAAAGCUGCAGGUCUAAGGCAUAUCCAAAGAAUGGGAAGCUUGCCGGAGGCUGGUGAUGCUGCUCGACCAAAAGCCACAGCUGUGGAUAGUGAAGUUGCGGACGAUGAGCUCACCAACUUGAACUGGCUGCAUGAAAACAGUAAUCUCCUAACGAACUUUAGCCUGGGAAGUGAAGGUCUUCCAGUUGUUAGUCCUCUGUAUGAUAUUGAGGGGGAUAAUGUGCCAACCUAUCCAUCCUCCUGCUAUUCUAAUCCGAAGAAGAAAUCUGCCACAUCUAAGCCCCCAUAUUCUUUCAGCCUUCUUAUAUACAUGGCAAUUGAACAUUCUCCUAAUAAAAGCCUGCCAGUGAAAGAAAUUUACAGCUGGAUUCUGGAACGCUUCCCAUACUUUGCUACGGCUCCCACUGGCUGGAAGAACUCCGUCCGGCAUAAUCUUUCUCUGAAUAAGUGUUUCCGAAAGGUGGAGAGAAGCCAUGGCAAGGUGAACGGAAAAGGUUCAUUGUGGUGUGUGGAUCCAGAAUAUAAACCAAACCUUGUACAGGCUCUGAAGAAGCAGCCAUUCCCCUCUGCGUUUGCAUUUUAUACCCCACCAGCAUCACCACUAAGUGGUUCAUCAUCUCCUUGCUAUUUAACCUCAGUUCGGAAACAGUGUCAGGGACGAUCUAUCAAAGAUUCAGAUAUCGAUGCUGCUACUGCCAUGAUGCUCUUGAAUACUUCCAUUGAACAAGACAUUUUAGAUUGUGAAAAGCCACCAUCCCUCAAGCUAUCCAAGAAAAGGAAAUAUGGUAGCACAUUCCAUAACCACACCCAGGAAGAGAGUGAUCCAGCAGUCCCUAACAUUGACCCCAAGGAGGAUCACAAUUACAGUGCCAGCAGUGUGGCUGCACAGCGUUGCGCAUCGCUCUCUAGCAUGUCUUCCCUGUCCUCUGUCGAUGAUGUAUACAAAUUUGUCUCAGAGGCCACCCGGACAGGGAGUGAUGGCAGUGAAGGGUUUCAGAGUGAAGUGGACACAGAUGACAACGAAGAUGAUGAUGAUUCGCUGGCAGACAGUGGUUAUACCUCACAGCCAUGUGUCAGUAUCACAGAUGAGGCCCAGCCUCAUCAGAAGGUCCUGGAGGAACUCUGCCAAGAAAUUGAUGAUGAACUCAAAGAGGCGGCUGGGUCACUUCUUCAUCUUGCUGGGAUCAGCACUUGUCUCGGCUCAUUAAUAAGUACUGCAAAGAGCCACGCCCAGAAGAGAAGGAAAAAAAAUGACAACACAGUGUGAAUAUAAUUGAUCUAUCUAUAUCUAAAUACAUGUUUUAUUUUUUAGGCUGGCAAUAUUCCUCCUUUUACCCUUUGCAAGGGAGAUCAAAGCCAUAAAAGGACUUUUUGUUUGUUCUUAAUUUUUGCAGAUUAUAAUUUUGCCAUUUAUACAAUUUUAUUUUUAUUUUUAAUUAUAAGAGCAAUUAAUUUGUGCGUUGAAGGGCCAAUGGAAAUUGUGUGAAACGGAUGAGGAAGUCUCAAUAAUUGUAAUGAAAUGGAAUAUUCAUUGUUAUCAUUGGAAUGAUUGAUUCACAUGGAUAUCAUUGGCUGGGUCAUUGUGUGCUAAAGGUGUGACAUGUAGGGUCUAAUAGAUAAUUGGAGGAAUGAAUUGUCCUUUACACAAGGGAUUCUUUAAAAACGUGUAUAUUGUGGAGAAGACAAUUGCUUGCCAUUUCCCAAUAUGCCUCUUCAGUUUCUAGGCCUAUCAGAUUUUUGUAUGUUGUACUUUAGAAUAAGAGGCUAGAUGCAAAGAGUUUGAUCAUGUUAAGGAAAAAUCUCUGUCGUUCUAGUUGUGAGGAUUAGAUACUGAAUGAAUGAAGUAUAUUUCAUUUAUGCAAAAUAGGCGUAAAUUAUAGGAUUCUUAGCCCUCAGAAUGGUCGAUAAAAAUUAAGCAAACAACACAUAUAUAUGUCUAAUUCCCAGUUGGUGCUCAGUAUGCAUGAAUCUGGUAGUCCUAAAGGUGUAGAGGCCUAUCUGAAAUUGGGCAACUAAGCAGGUAAUGUCCCCAUUUUUCACUGCUUAUGGAGUCUACAGUGUCUUCAUUUUUUAAACGAUAUAGAAUGCAGAGCAAGACACAUAAAGACAUGUGUUUAUAGCCUUCAGCUUUAGCUUCCAUUGUUAACUGAUUUCCUCAACUUAAAGCCAAGGUUCUGUGAUUACAUGAAUGGUAUAAAACUGCCAUGAUAAUCAGUUGCAGGUUGACUGGUGUUUGCAAUUAUAAAAUUGAUGGGUAGGGGAGAGAUACAACAUGUGAAUCUUCCUAUUUUUGAGAGUGGGAUCUUGAAUGGGUAAUUAGAAUUUUCUUCCUAUUUUUAACACAAGGUAAGGGGCUGGUUCUUUCUCUUGUGUUUGUGUUAAUUGUAAUUAAUAUAUAUUGGAUCAAUGAUGUCUACAUCUGUUUGCAAAUCCGAGGCUCUUCUUUCUGUCUUGAUAUCUAAAUUAUGUGCAAAAGAGUAACUGCUCAAUUGCAAAUGACCAUUGCACAGAGAUCUUUAAUUUUCUUUAGGUUAAGGUAGUUGAUACUUGACUAGUUCUUCAUAAGCUAAGAGUUGUUUUGGGGGCUCUAGCACAUCACCUCGCAGACCAUAAUGGAAUGAUAUUCCAUAUGCAACAGAAAUAAGUGCUUUGAAAAGUCACUGUUGGCUGAACAAUUCUAGACUAAACUUCUCCCUGAUUCUUUAUGAGUAAAGCUUUUAAAAAUUAUAAUGGGAUGAUCAUGAGAGAUUCUUCUUCUUUUUUGCAGCAGUAUAGUUCAGCUGUGUAUCACCUGUGUGAGAACAAGGGCUUUCAGUGUCAGCUUUCUAACAGACUACUUCCUAGCCUACCCUGCAGCUUUCAGUUUUGCUUUGAUUUAACCCAGCAUUCCUGGAAACAACAGAGGAAGCUUAGAGAUAGAUACUGUCCACUUCUGGCAGCCUCCAUUUUUCUUGGAGAUGGGAUGGAUUUUGUUUAUGUUUUAUAUCUUAUUAUUUCAGCAAUAAUAUAAUCUCCCUUGUUGAACUCUUAGAUAAGUCCAGAUAUAGCGUGACAGUUGCACAGAACAUAAUAUAUACAAUGCGUGGGCCAUGUAAUAUGAGAAUUACCUUGUGCACUGUACUGGGGAAUUCAAAAUCUGGAAAUGUAUCCAGAUGUGGACUUCUAAAAUUGUGGAUUUCUGUCUCUCCUAGGCAUUUAUUCAGAAACAGUUCUGCAUCUUCUCAAUUCUGGGGGCCAUAAGAGAAGACAUUUGCCUGUGGGAUAGUUAGUCUGAAGUACAGGGCCAAACUAUCCAGAUAUCUUUUUGUUGUUACCGUCAGCCAUAUUGAUGAGUUUGGAGUCAUGUGGCAAGCGUCUCUGGUUGGAACAAACAGCACUGGAAACAAUGAGCUUAACUCAGAAAAAUAGGAAUCUCCAAGCCGGCACAGCCAUCUUUGGCUGCAGUCUAUUAAUGCAAUUACAUUACUUUUCAGUGGUCACUUGUGGAAGAAUUGUUUGCAUGCUACAGGCUGGGGCUGUUGUGUCCUGUGCAUGUUGCAUAAUGAUCAAAGUAUAACUUGUUUGGAAAGCAGCUUGACAAAUGGCAUUUCAUCUGCACAUUUUCCAUGCUUUUGAGAAUGAAGGGAAGAGAGUCCACUAGUGGCCCUUUAAGCAAAUCUGCCUAUUACCUCUCUGCAUUUUGCAUUCUUGUGAGUUGUACAUUACAUUUCUACUGAUGACAUAGAGCUGCUUUGACAAAAGUGUCAAAGAUGUAAAUGUCUGGGACUUAACUUCACUGCCUUUUCUUGCAUACUGUCUCUUUAUAUCUGCUAAAAACUCUGUCACUGUAAUUUUUGUUAAAUGUUCUGUAGGAGUUCAAUGCCUUAGCCAGGUUCCAGUGAUCCUAACUGGACUGAUUAUAACAGCUCCAGAACUAAAAGGAGCGAUCCCCCCUUGAGGUUUAUUGUAGGCUUGUGUAGGGUUUUAGAUUUAAAGGCAAAAUGGUCCUUUGGAGCUUAAGGGGAGAAUCACAUAGCACCUAUCUACAAUCCCUUAAGUCACAUUUAUCAUUUCCUGAGAUUUCCCAGCCACAAAUACCAGGCAGGUAUUUUGAGCUAGCAAAAAAAGCAGAGAGAUGUAGUGUUCACACCCCUUGUGCUCCAAUAUGCUCUUUUGCCUUAGAAUGCAAAGCACCGCACAGCCCUACUUUGUUGAAUGCUGCUACUGUUACAGCUUCCCUUAAUUUGGCAACAUCCCGCUGUAGUGUAACUGUAAGUCACAGAAUUCCCAGGCACCAUGAACAAUGGAAAUUUUGAGAUUUGCAGUCCCAGCACACCCAGGACAGUGCUAUUAGAAUAAUAUCAGCAGAGAUUCUCCUGGUGUAGGCCUUAAGUUUGUGAAAAUUAUGUAGUUUUUAGUAUUUCAGAAUUUUUUUUUUGUUAAAACGAUAGCAACCUAUAAGUGAGUCAACCUUGUAAAUCACAUUGUUAUUUUAUAGACAGAAACAAAAAUCUAAUGCAUGGAUGUUUGCACGCUCACCUGUUUGUAGACAACUUUCUUUGAUGUCAAGUUUAAACACAAAUGGUGCUCAUUCUGUAUAUUGCCUGCUUCAGCUCUUCAAUCCAGAAAUUCUCAUGGAUUGGUGAAAAACUGCCUGCUUGCCAGAAUCACUUUUGAAAUACCUGCUGAUUAGGUUUUGCUAAGGAAGGAGUAAUGUAGGGGUCUACUUCCAAGUCUGAUAGAUUUUGUACAACAAUCUCUUUUUUAAAAAUGUCAUUAAUCAAUAUUGCGAGUUCCACACAGCAUGGUGAUUGAGAAUUGAUUGGAAAAAGACCGAUGGAUUAAAAGUUCCUUUCAGUAUAUUGUUUUUAUUUGCUGUCAAAUAAUAUUUGCCCCUCUUUGAAUAGGGUCUUCCAUUUGUAUGACUACUACAAAAAAUAACUCACAGUGUUACUAGGUUUUACAUUUGUAAAAUAGAGCAUGUGGAAGCCUAGAAUGCCCUGCAAACAUGCCAGUCAGGGUUAUUUAAGGCUCUUUGUAUGCUUGAGAAGUAUGGUAUUUUCUUCCAAAAGAUACCUACGUUAAUUAAAAGAAGCAGUCAAUAAAUAGAAAAUAAAAUACUGUAUAAUUGUGCAGUAAUCAGGUUGUUACUGGGUAGAAUUGAGUCACAAAAAUCUCACCUUAGAAAUCACAGGAGUUGAAGACUUUUACAUCAAUUCAUAGUAAGCAAAAUUAUCAUCUGACCUUUUGAAUGGUUCUAAUCAUAUAUCCUUCCUAUGAAAUAGGGUUUUCUAUGUGGUAACAUGUGGAUAAGUGAAGAAUAUUGUACUAUAUACAUGAUCCAGAGAGCACCUACAGCAUGGGGAUUUAAUAUAAAGUCACCACUCACAAAUUUAUAAGCAAGCCUGUAUAUUAAGUGUCGAGGCACAUUUUAAGUCCUGUAUGUUGUGCAGAGAUGUCCCAUUUAACAUUUGUCCAAAAUGUGUGUUUAAUAACUUGCGUGAUGUGAAAUUUGUUUCCAUAGCAAUGCAGGUAAUAUGGUUAUAAAGAAAUGUGUUUCUUUGGGUCUUAUCUCUUGAAAGUUGAGAAAAGUUGACUUCAGUUCUCAAUACAUAUUGGCCAGAUUUUCAUGCUUGAGGCUACUUUCCCUAAGAGCUCCUUUGCUCAGGUUUGUCGUCUUACAUUUGACCUGUUAAAAGUCUUGUUUGCAAUCUCUUUUCUCCAGAUAAAAGUUGAUUUGUGCACAAUUGUUUUUCAGUGUCCUCCCAUUGCGAAAAAGUCUAGUGUCACCUCUAUGAUAGAAAAAUGCAUAGUGAUCAUUAAUAUUGGUAGCACUUUCCCUAUUGGUCUUCAAGUCCAAAGGCAGAGCAAUAAAAGCAUUUGGUGAGAACAGAUGCUUCAGAAAGUCCAGAUUUAAAGAGCUACGAUUGUAGAUGCAGGCAAUCUUAGUUACCUUACAUAACAUGACUUUGGGAAGUCCUCUGAUUGUACAAUUUCUGCCUAUAAAUGGGAAGUAAUAUAUAUGCAGGUAGCAAAUAGCAUAUCGGAGAGAGGUUUAGAUUUUUCCUCCUUAUAUGCUUGUUUACUAUAUGCAUGGUGCUUUUUGAGAUGCAAAAAUAUGACAUCUUGCCCCACCUCCUCCCAUUUUGAAGAGAUUCAAAGCAGGGAUUUACACAUGUACUUUCUCUAGAAUGGGUAGAACAACGUUGUAAUGUGUUAGAUUCGAUUCAUCUCUAAAUUCAUUGUGGAAAUUCCAUGAAGAAGGGAACUGCCAUAUCCAAGUUCUUGUGGAUAUGGGGAAAAGCUGCAUUAUUAUUAUUAUUAUUUUGCCUUUACUAGCCGUAUUCACAAAAAAUAUGUGUCUUCCUAUGGCCAAAAUCCACGCUGAACUUACUGUUCUAAUUUUCAAAGAGAAAUAAGUGUUUUCAUAUCUUUGCAGAGAAGUCCUCGUUUUCUUUGCUUAAGGUUACUUAGCUCUGGUAUGUCUGAAACACAUCCAGAUGGUGCUAGAAAAUUUGAUUAGUAAAUUGGGACGCUUUUAUUGCAGUUAUGCAUCUCUCUCCAUUCUAAAAUGUGUGCGCUCUAGGGUCAGCCCAGAACAAAUGGGAAUGGCCAGGGUUCUGAACAGCAAGGUUAGAGAUCUAUUAUUGUGAAGUAACUGUGAUGUGAAUGGAGCAUGUAUCUGCACCCUCUGGAUGUUCAAUAGAGAAGGGCAAUAGAGUUAUCUACUCUUAAGUUUGGCUUCAUGAAAUAAUUCUUGCACAUAGAAAACUAGGAACCUAGAAUCCUUCCUGAUGCAUUAGCUUCUAAAAACAAGGAACCAAUGUUGGGAAUUUGGGACAGCUACAGAUAUAUUAAUGGCUUUGUACAUUUCAGAAGAAAGGGAAAUAGGAUAAUUUAGGGCCAUUGCAUGCGUCUCAGGAUGUGCUAGAUUAGCUGUGCUGGUCCUACAAACUCGUAGCAGUCUUUGUCAGCAUAGCUAUAUCUCUUGGGAGGAAACAAAAGGCUAAGGAUGGUUGCAAUGAUUUAAUAGUGUGGAACUGAUAUGUGUGACAUAUACUUGCUGCACAGAGAACAUCCCUAGGCCAGCCAGUCUGUGCCCUAUUAACAUGGAAUCAUUUGCUCUUGGUCAGGCUGCAUUGAUGCAUUCUAUAAUGUUGUCUACUACCUGUGAGGAAGUGUAUGCAGAUUGUGGCCCUUGGCCAGUGAUUGUGUACAUAAUAGUCAAGGAGAAGUAGAUAUGAUGGACAUGCUUUGUUUCAGAUGCAAAGUGUAAUCUUACCUUUAAUUUGUUUUUUUAAAAAAUGGUAAAUUCCUUUCAGAAAAUUAGUUUAGCUUCAGGGGAAAAAGAGGUGAUGGUGGAAUAUUAUCUGAUCCUCUUCAGCUCCUAAAAAUUAGCAUGGAGGGCUUUCUGCGGGAGACCCACCUGUUCUUGAGGUAGAAGCUGAUGCCAGUAUUGUGCAAAUCUUUCUCCAUUUCAUAUUCUGGAGCUAAAUUAUAGCUUCCGUGAGAAGUGCAGGCAGCCUUCCUUAGAAAAGCCCAACUUUGAAUUGGAACAGUUUGCAGCUUCUUUAUUUGGCUAAAGCAAAUACGACAGUAAAAGCAAAGCACACCCUGCAAUGCUAAUGAAGGGGUAGUCAAAAUAUUUAUUGAAAAAAAGGAAUAGAGUAUUUUUAAAAAAUCUUGUACCUGCCAUUUAUUUGAAAAAGCACAUUCUCUACAGUUUAACUGCCAGUGCCAAGAAAAGAUUUGUUUUUAGAAGUGUAUUUUUUUUUCAGACUUAAAGUGUAUAAUUUAAAAGUAUUACAUUGCCAUCUUGUAGUGAUAGAUCUUUUACAAUUGCCAAUUCACUGUAACUAUUAUUUAUUAAAAAUGGAAAUUGUAAGAAUGCUUUCAGAUCAAAGUAAGCAAUUCUUUUUUUUUAAAAAAAAAUCUACAUUAGCUGUUUCUCCCCACUACCUGCCCCUGCAACUUCUUGGGUUGACUGAGACUAACUCUGCCAGUAGAUUAACCCCUUUCUAACCUGAAAUUCCUUGAGCCCCGUUUAGUAGUUGACCUGGUUUAAAAAUGUUUUUGUAUGCUAACCUCUAUUAAUUAAAAUGUUGAUGGAGUUUAUUUUUACCAAAGAGAUGCAAUUCAUUAUGAUAAAGUAUUUCAAAAUAAACUUUGUUUUAUAACA